Molecule: messenger RNA, 796 nt
Organism: Galdieria sulphuraria
Lineage: Eukaryota; Rhodophyta; Bangiophyceae; Galdieriales; Galdieriaceae
Exons: 3
Coding region: 68-742 (224 amino acids)
Cellular component (GO): membrane
Source: RefSeq, a predicted model, not a curated record
UCACUUCAUUAUUUGUCUCUUUUGUUAUUUGUUGUGGGAGCACAACUUUGAUCUCCUCGUGUAUUCCAUGGCAUUUGUUGUAACCCACUUUGCAUCUCAAACUACUUUGAAAAUUCGAGCCUUUACUAGUGUUGACAAGAAAAGUUUCUGUCAGUGUUAUUCUCGUAAAAAACCACAGUCGUCGUUAUCCUGUUCUCUUCGAUCUUAUUUGGGCUUGGAGCAUUCUAUAGCCACGAUUGCUCAAGAGACGGUGACUUCAAGCAAUCCCUUCGUGAUUCAAAGAAUUGCAGAUUACUUUAAAACUCUAGGUAUUCCAGAAAAUGUAGAAAAGUAUGGGCAUCCUGUAAUGAUGGGUAUUAUGAUCGCUUUUCUUGGAGGUGCCACUGCUUAUUAUGGAUGGAUGGGUAGGUUGAAUCCUGAUAAGAAGAAAGGUGUUCAGCAGAAAUCCUUUCACAGCAAUCUUGCCACUGUCUUUUGGCUUUUGGCUUUUGCUGGUGCCUCAGGAGGUACUUUGAGUGUUGCUAUGCAAGGAUAUCCCGUUUGGAAAAGUACUCAUUCACUUUCUGCGGUUGCAGUUCUGUUAGGAUUGACUGUCAAUGCUUGGAUUGCUUUCAGUGGUUUUGGGAGCACACCAACAAAGAGAAUGAGCGGCAGAAAAGUACAUGCAUAUUUAGGAACCGUUACUAUGGUACUCUUGUUAGUGCACAGUAUAUUAGGUGUGUCCAUAUUACAGUCUAGCUAGCACAGUAAAUAUUUGUUGUUUACAUUUGUCUCUCAUAAAGCUUCCAACAAUUUC